Coprinopsis cinerea okayama7#130 is the source of this 2325-nucleotide messenger RNA. RefSeq lists its product as hypothetical. The record is from RefSeq and is a predicted model, not a curated record. NCBI's taxonomy places the organism in Eukaryota, Fungi, Basidiomycota, Agaricomycetes, Agaricales, Psathyrellaceae. The transcript has 2 exons. The coding region runs from base 1 to 2325 and encodes 774 amino acids.
AUGGCCACCCAGUCUAGGAACAAAAAGGGCCGCCGGACGUCUCAACACCCUAUCUCGAAGGGUGAGCAAGCUAUGCUCCCCGCUAUUCUUCGUGACCCAGAGGCCGCCAAGAAACUCUUUGAAGCCAUCUUGGACACACCCAACGGGAAGCGCGCUCUUUCCCGCCUUGCUCGGACUUGCCGUGCAAUCUCUGAGCCAGCCCUCAAUGUCCUGUGGAGGGACUUGGACUCCAUCGUCCCCCUCCUUGGCUUGUUCCCUAACCAUAUUUUGAAGAAGGCCAAGCGACCUGGCCUGGGUUUCGCCCAGAUCCCUGAAGAUGCCGACUGGGAAAUCGUCUGCAAGUACUCAGAGCGAGUCCGACGCAUCGCCUACGACGAGACCGCCAAUAACGUUGCCGCCUCCGUCUUCCCUAUCCUCGACGAGCAACGACCCUAUUUGUACAUCCUCCCCCACCUUCAGGAAAUCAUUUGGAAAGCAGAGACCCCAGCUGGCCUGGACCGAUGCUCCAUGUUCCUGACCCCCGAACUGCGGACUGUCCACCUUGAGUUGGGCGCCAACUUCAAGCAGCAACAGGUUGCAGCCUUUUUGGCUGACAUGUCCAGCAGGUCGCUGCUUUCGUCUUUCUCGUUCAGCUCUCCUACCAGUUUACCAGACUCUUUCACGGAACUCCUCAUCCGUCAAGAGAACAUUGAGAAGAUAGUCCUCGUUGCUCCCGGCGCUCUCUCGUCAGGCGUUGGACGUUGGGUUUCCAGCCUUCCCAAACUCAAGUCCUUGCAACUCGACCUCACCGGUCGUUCUCCCAUUGCCGUCGAAGGUUUCUUCGACGAAAUCCACCCUCGUUCGGGAUGCUCCACCCCCAGCUCUAUUUGCUCUACCGACAGUGGCAUUUUCUCCGGCGAAGAGCUCGACUUUGCAGAGCUCCGUAGGUCUGCCUUGCGCUUGACCGAUUACCUUCCCUCCAGGGAAUCAUUCGCACAAUUGCGCCGAGUUCAACUUACAGGGGAGGUUGGCAACAUUGCCGUCUUUUUAAAGCACCUCUCGAGUCCACUCGCACACCUCGACCUCCUCAUCGACGACCCUCCCGACAAUGCUGACUGGCAAGACCUCUGCUAUCUCAUUAGCGAGGCAUUCAGCGACUCCUUGCAAACUCUGAAGAUUUCUGCGAACGGCGCUACUAGAUACGCCGACCUUCUUCGCUUGUCUUCGCGGGGGGAGCCGGCGUCCAACCGCCUUUCGUUGAAGCACCUCACCGACUUGACCUCUCUCACUCGGUUCGAGAUCGACCUCCCCGAGUCCAUUGUCUUCUUGCCAGAGGACUUGGAGGCUCUCGCUUUUGCGUGUCCCCGAUUGGAGGUGCUUCGCCUCUGCCCGUUGGCGCGAUUCGCACCCAACUCCACCGGACCCAGGAUCACCCUGGAGAACCUCUCCAUCCUGACCAAGCGCUGCAAGCACUUGCACACCAUCGCCGCCGUUGUCCAGGCUGCUGAAGGUACCCCAGCCAUUAUGGAGUCGCCAUCUUUUGCCUCCCACUCCUUGGUUCGCUUGCACGUGGGCCACUCUUGGAUUGGUGACCCGCUGCAGGUCGCUAUCCUUCUCAGCCACUUGGCUCCUCGCCUGGAGAAUUUGCGAUGGUUCCAAGAGAAGAAUCGACCUGGGUUCAAUGAGGCAAAUGCCAAGAGCUGGCAGACGGCGUGUGAUAUGCUGCCCCAUAUCCAGCGUCUCCGAAGCCUCGAGAGGUCCUUUGCUCGUGCACCCCCUCCCAAGUACCCGAAGACUGCCAAUGUUGGCAUUGACGCCACGCCGAUCUUGGUCAAUCGAGGUGUAGCUGCGACUGGGCCUCGCAUGGCCACCAUGGGUAUCCAAUGCAACCCUGCACUCGUUAGCCGCUCAGUUGAUGCUGUCAAGACUUCUGUAUCCGCCUCUGUCGAUGCGACACCACCCACUUGCGAGAUGGCCGUUGAAGCCAUGCCCGUGAUGGUGUCCACAGAAAUCGACGCAACAGUCGAGUGCGAAUCCAAGGGUAUCGACGCAACUCCACCACCCGCUGAUGAGAAGACCCAACGUAUUCUUGCUAGCAGCGUUCUCCGACAACUCUACCUCGUCCCUUCGAUCCUCGGGUUCUUCUCGUUCGUCUACAAAUACCUCAUCACCUACCCCAUGGCCAUUCCUUCACGCGUCGGCCUCCAGCUAUUGACCGCAACCAAGUACCCGUUCGCUAAAAGGGAGCCUAACUUCUCGCUGGUCUCCAGUGGAACGCAGGUAAACAGCGCUUCUCCAAACCAGACCGAAAUACCUUUGGACACGAUUUCGACCGUCUGCAUCUAA